UGGCCUUGAACUUCUGAUCCUCCUGUCCCUACCUCCCAAGUUCUGGGUUUUCAGGCCUGUGGGACUAUGCCCUGGGACCCAGGGCUUCUUGCUAGCUAGGCCAGUGCUCCAGCAAGUGCGCUCACCCAGCCCUCUUACGAAUUUAAACGUGCUUGUUAUCCCUCCUCUUAGAGAGUAUGUGUGUUACAGACUGGCCUCAAACCCAGGAUCCUCUUGGCCCCGAACCCAGGGUCCUCCCUGCUGAGUCUGCAGGCAGUGGCUGCUUCUGGUUUAAAUGGGUCUUACCAGGUUUUGGAGGGGAGUCGUUCCUUCCUUGCCUGUACCUCAGGGCUCACACCCUGGCUCUCUUUUCUCACCUUCCACUAAAGUUGUCCUUCUGCCUCCCACUUCAUGUGGUCACAGGGGCCAUUAGGUCUGCCCUAACAACCUGAGUUUCCCUUAUCCACAUGAGGACCUGUCAGUAUCGCUGUUCCCACCUGAUUUUGGAGUUUCCCUCUGCAUCCCAGGAAUCAGGGUGCACACAUCCUGAGGCCUCCAGCCCCCCCCCCCCCAAACACCAGCCCUGCUCCUUAAUCCUGCGCGUCCUCAGUCACACUCUUCAUUCAUUCAUGGGUUGCCACAGUUCAACCAACACCAACCACGUGCCAGAGAGUUGCCUCAGAUACCCCACAGACAAACCUCUUGUCUUUGUUUCUGUGAUGAAAUUCUGAAAGGAGAAAGGGUUUGUCUUGAUUCAUGGGGCUUAUUACUACAGUUGGUUGUAGUGGGGAAACUGAGGCAGCAGGUGAUAGAGGCAGCCGGUGGCAUCACAUCCAGUCAAGAAACAGGAGACAAACAAAAUGCUGGUGCUCAGCUCAGCUUCUCAACGACUUGCUGCCCAUAGUUAAGAUGGCUUCCCACAGUCUGGAGGUCUGCCCAUAGUUAAGAUGGCUGCCCACAGUCUGAAGGGCUGCCCAUAGUUAAGAUGGCUCUUCUCACCUCAACAGAAUCAAGCCAGUCUCCCACAGAGGGACCUGAGGCCCAGACUUGGUCUUGCUGGCUGGUCCUCUUGUUUCCAGCCAGGUCUGACUCUCUCCUCUGUGUGCAAGCUUACCACACUUUAAACUUUGCGUCCUCAAGAGAACACCAGGCCACUAGCUGCUGCCUGGGCACCCCAGAGACACCCAACAUCCACUUACAGCCCAUGGAGGACCCUGUGGAGAUGGAGCAGCCAGCACCCCUGGGGAGUCAGUACCUGCCCUGGGCAGUUCUUUCUCUCCUCUACUCUCUGAUGGCAAUUGUCUCCUACCUCCUGGACAUGACCAGCUACAGCCUGCUUGUCCAGGCUGGAGGAUUCCUCCUUCCUGCCCCUCUGUCUGCAGCCUGGUUUGGCCACCAACUCAUAGCUGACAUCAUAUUCCUGGGACUCCUCCCACUCAGCCUCACCUGGAUUCGCACCUGCUGGCCCCUGGGCCUCGCCUUCUGCCACCUGGACCCGUGUCUGGCCUUCUUGACCUUCUGUGCCAGUGGCCGGCUGCUGAUUCAUGUGACCGCCGACUGCUGUACCUCCUUGCUCCAGCCAUCCUGGGCACUGGGUCAUCGUAAAGUUCGCCAAGUGGUUGUCUGGGCUGGUGGGUUCUGGAUCCUUCUGCUGGACCUGGCUGGGAGAGCCCUGGGAACAUUAAGGGACCGAACUGGCCACAGUGACCCUUUCAACGGGACAAUGACCCUGGAAUCCCCCAGGCACAACCGGGACCCCUGGGCCUGGAACCCCACCCUGGAUCAGUUAGUGUUUGGGUUUGGGGUGCCACUGGGAGUACUAAGGGUCUUCCACAGCCUCGUGCGGGAGCAGCUGCAGCUGGCCAGGGUCUCUGUGAGGCCUCCGCUGCUGGGCCUGCCAGGAGCCACUACAGUCAUGCUGUUCGUCUGUUGGUUUCCCUUCCACCUUGUGCUGCUGCUGAGGUUCCUGGGUAUGUGGGGGUCCAGACUACAGCUGGAGGAAGUGUGGGUACUGCUGAGACCACUGGGGCUCACUCUGCUGGGCUCAACUAGCUUCUUCCAUCCACUGCUGUAUGUGUGUGGGGAUGUGGAAAACCGGAGAAGGCUGGGCCAGGACUUGUGGUUCCCUGGAAGGGGAGGAGAGGAGGAGGCAGAAGAACCCCAGGCACUGGGGAUGGAGGCUGAGAGGCUCUGCAGCAGCCUGAGGGAGCAGGGCACAGUGUUGGGUGUGGGGUUCCUGUCUUCAGAAAAUGUGGGGUGGGCUGAAAUGAAGGCACAGGUGAUGGGAAGUGAGGUGGGGAAGGAGAGAGAGGUUUAGAAAAGAGGC
Molecule: messenger RNA, 2305 nt
Organism: Mus musculus (house mouse)
Lineage: Eukaryota; Metazoa; Chordata; Mammalia; Rodentia; Muridae
Product: predicted gene, 18905
Exons: 3
Coding region: 965-2296 (443 amino acids)
Source: RefSeq, a predicted model, not a curated record